This is a messenger RNA of Sabethes cyaneus, 4021 nucleotides long. RefSeq names its product E3 ubiquitin-protein ligase Topors-like. The record is from RefSeq and is a predicted model, not a curated record. NCBI's taxonomy places the organism in Eukaryota, Metazoa, Arthropoda, Insecta, Diptera, Culicidae. Gene Ontology annotation, molecular function: ubiquitin protein ligase activity; metal ion binding. Bases 377 to 3337 code for a protein of 986 amino acids. Gene Ontology annotation, biological process: protein polyubiquitination; protein monoubiquitination. The transcript is spliced from 4 exons.
UUGGCUGGUAGCGGACAUUUCUGUAGAAGAAAAAGGGAAUGCGAAGAAAAUGGUGUUGGUUUUAAAAAACAAUUUGCUCUGAUUCAUAGCUGUUUAGGAUUCGAACUGCUGCUGCCGAAAUGUGGUUUAUGUUCUCUGGUCGAUAUUCAGUGAAAACGGUGAUUUAGUUUAGUUGGGUUUGGUGAAAUUGAUCAAAAGUCGAGAAAAAAGGUCAAAGUUUUCCAUCAGACGAUUGCACCCUAAUGGCGUAAAAUAGCAAAGGAGAGCGAUGAUUUAUGACCGAAAUAUGACUUUUCUUUUCGUUUGCCGUGAUUUAAAGUAGUGUGCUCAGUGUUUAAUUUUUUACGUAAAAACCGGACAACGAAUUCCGAACGCGAUGGAAGAAGUUCAAGUAAUCGAUUGUCCUCCGACUCCGGAGAUUCUCCUACCUUCCAGCACUCCACCGUCCAGUUCGCUGCUGGACAUGCUGGACAGCUCUUCGUCGGCCGAAGAGGUAGACGUAGGUUAUCCCACGCGAGCCGAGGAAGGAACGGCCGAAAGUGGCCGCAGUUCGCCACCGCCCAAGUGCGCAAUUUGCCUGGGCAAGUGCCGUCAAAAGUGCUACACUGACUCGUGUCGUCAUCAAUUUUGCUAUCGCUGUCUGCUCGAGUGGAGUAAGAUCAAAGCCGAAUGUCCACUGUGCAAGCAGGUCUUCCGGUCCAUCAUCUACAAGCAGAAAAUGUUCGACCGCUACGAGGAGCAAAUCAUCGGAAUUGUCCCACCGGGAUCGCCCAUGUUAGUCCCCAGCCGGGAUGGAUCGGUCGGUGGUUCCGGUGCAGUACGAGCGCCUCAGGUUUACCACCGGUUGGAUUUUACUCUCUCGCAGUCGCCCCGGUUCACCUACAGUGCAACGCUGCGGGUUCAGCCGAGUCAAAGCGAACGGCUGCAGCAACUGUUCUUGCAUCAGUCGGGAGACGUGCAGCGUUUCAGCCGGGAGUUUGCCGACGAUUCCAUUCCGUCGAGACAAAACGGGCCCGAAUGGAGACGGUACAUUUACCAUCGAAGGCUGCACGCUAGGCCACUGCCCGAUAUCAACGGUCGGUUGCGGGAAUGCAGUGCGGCCUUUUAUAGGGAAAACCCAGCUCAAAUUCACCGACUGAUGCCGUGGAUUAAUCGGGAGUUGAUAGCGCUGUGCCGCGGGAAUCCGUCACAAAUUACUUUGAUUAUGGAAGAUUUUCCCAAUCUUCUUAUGACGCAUGACAUCACAUCGACGACGUUUCGUGAACGAGUCUCCUACUGGGGCCGCAGCAGAACCGUCCACUUUAUCCAUGAAUUGUUGAAUUUCGCACGCUCACCGUACGACAUGAUCGGCUACGAUCGAAGCGUUCAGUACGAUCCCUACUACAAUAGUGUUGUCGUGCUUUCGUCCUCGUCAUCGUCUUCGGGAUCUUCUACGUCGUCCGUGUCCGAGGGUUCGGAUGGAGAGGAUGAUGUCGUUAGAAUAGUGGAACCAGUUCCCGGGACGUCUAGAACGGUUGAAUCGACCGGUGGCCCGAGUGGCAGCAGCAGAAGAGGCAGAACGCAGUUCACCAUCGAGACGAGAUCUUCCGAUCAAACCGUAAUAAUGACAGGAUCCUUCGGUGGGGCAGGAGUCAGCGGAAUUGUGUCGGUUUCGACGUCUGGCACGCAAACGAAUGGUAAUGUUGGAGGUGGUAGUAGCAGCUCUGGGUUCCCAGAUGUAAGCCGUAUGCAUCCGUUAACGUCAUUGCCAGCACCGGUCCCUGUAAGCCGUUUAGAUGAUGGAGCAAACAUUUCGCUCUCGUCCAGUGACAGUGAUGAUUGUAGAAUCGUGGGCGCAUUGAAGCCGCCGCACUUGAGGACCCCGGAAAUGGUUAGUCUUGAGUCUGAAAGUGACAGUGACGUGGUGUUUGUGAACGACGACGUAAACCGUAGAGAAGAACCGGUACCGUUGGUGAUUGUUCCAGUGGAUCAACAGGGUUUGGAUGCUAACUACAAACAGGAGAAUUCUGGCAAAUUGGAAGAAUGUUCAGGAGCUUCUGCUGCCGAGUAUAACAAUGGCGCAUCGACUUCUGGAAGCAGUGUGGCCGUUGGUACUGGCGCUGGUUCCGGGCUUAAGAAAUACUACGCCAAACCUCGACUCAACCGACCUUCGAAUGGCCAGGGCAUCAAGAGUAUUUACGAAGCAAGUGAAUCGUCGGAAAAAAGUGAAAAUUCGUGCACGCAAGCCGAUUCCGAUUCGUCUAGUCACGCAGAAGAAAAACACAAUAGCCGUAGCAAAGCCGCAGCCGCGGGUCGCAGGAGAAAAGCUACCAAACGACGUCCGGCAACGUCUGCGGAAACCAGUGACGAAAGCAGUGACCAGAGUUCAACUUCCGACGUGGAAAUUUCUCCCAACAGUAGUAGUAGUUUUCCAAUUACCAGUUCCAGCUGGAGCUCGGACAGCGGCAGCGAGAGUGACUUCAAAGUUCGACGAACCACCAGAGUGGCCGUAAAAAACCGAACCUCCAAAACGAAACUUCGCCAGCUGCGCAGCAGUUCCUCCAAGCGUCGUCAAAGCAAAUUGAAGAAGCGAUCCAAAGUGAAAAAGCAGAAAUCCCUCCCUAGCAGGACCAGUCGUAAACGUUCGAAAACGGCGUCCAAAUCGGCAAACAGCUCAAUCGAACAGCGGACUGCUAGCGUUCCCUUACCGGAAUCUCUGCCCAGUGGAAGCAAUACAUCACCUAAGCUAAGUUUAAAUGAUUCGCCGAGAAAGCGAAAGCUGCGAAGUGCAGUCAUAAAACCGGAAACUAGCGUUCAACCGACUCCGAAAAAACGACGCAAAGUGCCCAUCUGUUCGGAACUAAUCUCCAGUACAGACUUUUCCGCUGAAGAAGAACCACCCGUCGUUUCAGCAUCGGUGGCCAUUAGCGAACCGCUGCCGACUCCUCCGGAGGAGGCAGCCGAAAAGCCGCCUGGUUCACCACCGUCUUUUUCAGAGGUCUCUUCCGAAGACGACGGUAGUGACAGCGAAGAGCGUUGCACGAUCGCAUCGCUCAUAAAUGCAGCUAAACGUCAGUCGGCUGAAUCGGAUAAGAAAUCUGACCGGCAGAACACUUCUACUGCCUCCACCGGAAGUAGCAGUAGCGGCAGCAGCAGCAGCAGUAGCAGCAGUAGUAGUGCAGGCAGCAACAACAGCGCGAGCACCAACGCAUCGACGGGCACAUUUGGCUCGAACGAAUGCACGGUGGACACUUCGGUUAGUUCCACCCGAACCGAUAAUCAACGCUCGUCGCAGGCAUCCGACGAGGAAGCUUCCGUCUCGCAAACGAUUGCGGUCGGUGCCGAGGUGGAACUUUGAGAUUUACUGCGGACCGUCGAGUUCGAGGAGUGGUGAUCGGGUGGCACUGUACUCCUACGAGAGUAAAACUCUACCGGCAAAUUUUAGCUUUUUUCGACACCGCUCAACACACAUAAAGACGUCGUUAUGUGAUUCAUAAAGUGAAAAUCCAGCAGCUAGCCAGAAUGGACCCGGGCAGGGGCCCUUGGUAGCGCCUGAAACUGAAAUAAUUGUUCGUUUUUGGUCAACCAACAAACAAACAAACAAACGGUAUGUUCAUCAUGUAUGUAGUUGUUUUUGUUCCCCCCCAGAUUUGAACAGAGAAACUUUUUCGAGUUUAAUAUUAAUAAUAAUAAAAAAAAUAAAACGUUUGUCCUCGUGCACUAAAAGAACAGGACCAUUCAAAAUAUAAUCUGUAGCAUAUUAAAUGAAAGUGUAGUUUUUAAGGGAAUCCGACGAUGCAUCAUAAUAAUUGAAUAUAGAGAUAUUGAACAUUGAGCGUUUUCUUUGCAUCCUGCAGCAAGCUGUCCGACUGUACAAAGCACCGUUUUGUACCAUACUGAUACUGUCUAUAAACCAUUGUAAGCUUUCAUACCCCCGGGGGCUUUGCAAAGCCCCCGCGCAGCGGCGUAGGAUGCAGAAAACUAUUCGCUAUAAGCAUCAACCGAUAAACUUUAGCAACAACUUCUAAUAUAUAAUAAUAAA